Messenger RNA from Heterostelium album PN500, 1662 nucleotides. RefSeq lists its product as uncharacterized. Lineage: Eukaryota; Evosea; Eumycetozoa; Acytosteliales; Acytosteliaceae. The transcript has a single exon. The record is from RefSeq and is a predicted model, not a curated record. Bases 1 to 1662 code for a protein of 553 amino acids.
AUGGAUAUUCUAGCGUGGCACGGAAAUACCAUUGAAACAUACGAAGAGAAUAUCGAUUAUAUACUAGAGUUGUUGGAGAAUAUCAAUGUUCAAUCGACACCAUUCAUUGUUAGGCAGCGUCUCGUUGAGGGAUUGGCAAAGAUUUCGAUCUCAGGGCUGGCCGACCAACCCACCGAUGUAGCUAUUCUGAGCGCAUUGAUUAAACUCUACUUUGGAAGAGUGGAGGGUGUAAGCGGUGAGCUAAAGACUACGCUGCUCUCCUAUUUCAAUCAGUUUGCCAAGCGACGACAAAACACUGGCGGACUCGACAUUUUGAAACAAUCGUUUGCGUUGGCACUGACUUUGGCCGACACCGACUUGAUGUUGAUGAUUCAGUUUUAUCAGUGGAUGUUCAAGUUGAUGCAGGGCAACAGCGAUCGUUGGGUGUUGAUUCGUAGAUUGGCGGUCGAGCUACUGGCGAACAACAAGCGAGCGAUGCAGUUAUGCCGAUUGUUUACUGCGAUUCGAUUCGACAACAAAGCAGACUUGCAAGCACCAUAUAUUUCAGAGUUGGUUUACCUCUUUGAUAAGCUGCUACUGGCAAUCAAAACAAAGGUGGCAAAUGGACAGAUCAAGAGAUACAAAGAGUACUUGAUAUCAUUACUACCAGCUGAUCUACUGGAUAGUUACCAACUCGACCAAGAGAAACAAGAUGAAAUAGAUGAAGAGAUAGAGAGUUAUAUAGCUGAACUGGAAGGUGAACCAAAGAAGAAGACGAAGAAGAAUGACAGCAAAAAGAAGAAGACAACGAACAGUGUAGUUGUGAAAGCUGAAACACCAAAGAAAAAGAAAAGAGAUAUAGAUGAGGAAGAAGAAGAUGAUAGUGAUGAGAGUGAAGAAGAGAUAUCAGAUAAAGACAGUGAGAGCGAGACUUCAGAAUCGGUGGAAGAUGAAUCAUCUGAAGAAGAAGAAGAGUCAGAGACCGAUCCUAAAGAAAUAGUAAAAUCAAUAGCUCGACUAUCAAUAUCAAAGAAAGUACAGCAACCAAAGAAAGAGGAUAGCGAUUCAGAAGAAGAGGAAGACAGUGAUACCGAAGUUGUUGAUAGAACUCCGACAAAAUUUAGAAGAGUAGUAUCAAGUGAAGAAGAGUCUGAGGAAGAAGAAGAAGAAGAAGAAGACGAUGAAGAUGAUGUGGAAGAUAGUCAAGAUAGUGACGAAGGUGUUGUAGUUGUUAAAAGAAAGAUACCUAUUAAGAACAACUCUAACACUGUAGAGAUAUCAGACGAUGAAUCAGAAUCAGAGGUAGAAAAAAGUGAUAGUGAGGAUAAAGAUGAAGAUGAUAAUACAGAUAAUAGUGAGGGUGAGGAGGAAGAAAAAGAAGAAGAGAGUGAAGAUGAACAAAUUGAAAACUUUAAGAGAUUAUCAAUCAACAACAACAAAAACAACAACAAUAAUAAUAAUAAUAAUAGAAAUGAUCAAAGUAAUAGCAGGAGGAAGAGUACAAGUAAAAAUCAAUCCGAUGAAGAAUCAGAGGAGGAUGAUGACGAAGAUGGUGUAGAAGACCUUUCAGAGGAAGAAGUUGAUAGUGAUAUCACAUCUGACGAUAUGCAAGAUUUAGAUGACGAUAGCUCAUACCUAACCGAAGAUUCAGAUUCAGAUUCAGAUGAUAUCUCUGAUGACUGA